CCGCGGCGCUGCCCCGCACCCUACGGGGCCUUGUCGCCCGUCGGGUGGGGCCCGCUGGGGCCAGGAGGGGGACAGCGGGCUCUACUCCGCCGGCCCCACCCCGUAACGGCGGCGGCAACGGUGACCGGCCGGCUCGGGGCGGGCCGGGCCGCCUCUCCCGGCGGGGCUGGCUGAAGGCCGCGGGGGCAGGGAGGCGGGCGGGAACUUCACGCUGGGUGGCUUUUUUUUCCGAUUUUUUUUUUCUGGGGUUUUGUGUUCUUUGGUUGUGUUUUGGGUGGGUUUUUUCGGUUUCUGGCUUUGGGUUUUUGUGGUGGUUGUUGGUGGCUUUUUUUUUUUUUCAGCGCCUCGUUGACGCACAAAGCAGUAUCUUCACUGCGGGAAGCCGCAGCACUCUUCUGGGUUUCGUCUCCUUGAAAAUUUGUCACAGAUUUUCCCUUACGGAAACGAGUUGUAUUUGUGCCUUUCUUAAAACUUUCCAUGUCUAAAUGGACUCCUGAAUGUAAUAUAGUAUAUACUCUAAAAGCGGAUAUGAAGAGUGAAGUUUCUUCUGAUGCACCAAAGAGACAGGAGAGUCUGAAGGGGAUCCUCUUGAACCCUGAGCCUAUUGGUGCAGCCAAAAGCUUCACUGCAGAAGUUGAGAUGAUUGCCAGUAAAGUAGGGAAUGAGUUCUCUCACUUAUGUGCUGAUUCUCAAAAGCAGAAGGACAUGAAUGGCAACCGUACAGACCAAGGCAAAAGUAUUGUGCGAAAAAAACGCAAGAGCCAGCAGGCUGGUCCUUCAUAUACUCAAAAUUGUCCUGAUAAAGAAAACCAAGGAAUCUUAGGAUUAAGACAGCAUCUAGAAACACAGAGUGAAGACAAUGAUUCUUCUUUCAGUGACUGUAUCUCUUCGCCUUCAUCUAGCCUACAUUUUGGAGACUCUGACACAGUAACUUCUGAUGAAGAAAAAGAUGGUCCUAUAAGACACCCUCAGGCAGUGUUGAAUACUACAAGUAGAACUCAUAGUGCAAGGUCACAAAAGUGGCCUCGGACUGAGGCAGACUCUGUGCCUGGGUUACUAAUGAAAAGGCCCUGUUUUCACAGCAGUUCUUUAAGAAGACUUCCAUAUAGGAAGAGAUUUGUGAAAACAAGUUUGUCACAGCGGACACAGAACCAAAAAGAGCGAAUUUUAAUGCAGAGGAAAAAGCGGGAAGUGUUAGCUCGAAGAAAGUACGCUUUACUACCCAGCUCUAGCAGUUCCAGUGAGAAUGAUCUCAGUAGUGAAUCUUCUUCCAGUUCGUCUACUGAAGGAGAUGAAGACUUAUUUGUGUCACCUGGUGAAAACCACCAGAACAGUACAGCUAUUCCUUCAGGAAGUAUUGAUGAAGAUGUUGUGGUAAUUGAAGCAUCCUCCACUCCCCAGGUCACUGCUAAUGAAGAAAUAAAUGUUACCUCAACAGACAGUGAAGUCGAGAUUGUCACAGUUGGUGAAAGCUACAGGUCUCGUUCAACACUUGGACACGCAAGAUCACACUGGGGACAAAGCUCUAGUUCUCAUGCUGCACGACCUCAAGAGCAGCGGAACCGCAGCAGGAUUUCCACAGUCAUACAGCCACUGAGACAGAAUGCAGCAGAAGUAGUGGACCUUACGGUGGAUGAAGAUGAGCCAACAGUUGUGCCAACUACAUCAGCUAGAGUGGAGCCACAGGUCGUGAAUUCUGCUUCCAGUAACAGUUCUAGUACAUCUACCUCAGAGCACGCCUCUGAUGCAGCUCCAAACAUCUUGAACAGCCAGCCCUCUGCAGCACCAGAGAUGACUUCUAGUCUUCCCAGUGGCGGCACUGCUGGUAAUUCAGCUGGAGACGAUUUAAGAAGAACUGCAUCUAAUACGACACUGGAAGCUGGCCCUCCUGCCAUGCCAAGGUUACCAUCUUGCUGCCCUCAGCAUUCUCCUUGUGGAGGACCUUCACAGACUCAUCAUGCAUUGGGGCACCCACAUACAAGCUGCUUUCAGCAGCAUGGCCACCACUUUCAACAUCACCACCACCACCACCACAACCCUCACCCAGCUGUUCGACUAUCUCCUUCAUUUAGUGACUCCAGCUGUCCUGUUGAAAGGCCUCCUCCAGUGCCUGCACCUUGUGGAGCAAGCAGCAGUUCUGGCACCAGUUACCAUGACCAGCAGGCGUUGCCAGUAGACUUAAGCAGCAGUGGUAUAAGAAGUCAUGGAAGUGGUGCUUUUCAUGGGACAUCUGCUUUUGACCCCUGCUGCCCUGGUUCUUCAUCUCGAACUGCAAUUUAUGGGCAUCAGGCUGCUGCUGGCCCAAGCCAGUCAAUAACAAUAGAUGGAUAUGGAUCAAGUAUCGUUGCACAGCCACAGCCCCAACCACCUCCUCAGGCAUCGCUCUCUUCCUGUCGGCAUUAUAUGCAUUCUCCUUAUGCUUUGACCAGACCUCUUCACCAUCAAGCUUCUGCAUGUCCUCACUCUCAUGGAAAUCCUCCAUCACAGCCACAACCUCCACCUCAAGUAGAUUAUGUUAUCCCUCAUCCAGUGCACCCCUUCCAUCCUUCAAUCUCCUCUCAUGCAUCUUCUCAUACUGUUCCACCUCCACCACCAACUCAUCCUUUAGCCAGUGCAGCUGCUCCAAUACCACAGCAUCUUCCCACAACACCCCAACCUAUAUCCCAUCACAUCCCUGCAACAGCACCUCCAGCACAGAGGUUACAUCCUCAUGAAGUGAUCCAGAGGAUGGAGGUCCAGAGAAGAAGAAUGAUGCAGCACCCAACACGCGCUCAUGAACGGCCUCCUCCGCAUCCACACAGAAUGCAUCCCAAUUAUGGUCAUGGGCAUCACAUUCAUGUGCCUCAGACAAUGUCUUCCCAUCCUCGACAAGCUCCAGAGAGAUCUGCCUGGGAACUGGGAAUUGAAGCUGGUGUGACUGCAGCUACUUACCCUCCAGGGCCCUUGCAUCCUCACUUGGCCCACUACCAUGCACCCCCUCGACUUCAUCACUUGCAAAUAGGGGCCCUUCCUCUAAUGGUACCAGACAUGGCGGGCUACCCUCACAUCCGUUACAUUUCAUCGGGAUUGGAUGGAACAUCAUUCAGAGGCCCUUUCAGGGGCAAUUUUGAGGAGCUGAUUCACUUGGAGGAACGAUUAGGCAAUGUUAAUCGUGGAGCAACACAGGGAACUAUAGAAAGAUGCACGUAUCCACAUAAAUACAAAAAGGUAACAACUGAUUGGUUCUCACAGAGGAAACUGCACUGCAAACAAGAUGGGGAGGAAGGAACAGAAGAAGACACAGAGGAGAAGUGUACCAUCUGUUUGUCUAUAUUGGAGGAAGGUGAAGAAGUCAGGCGCCUUCCAUGUAUGCACCUUUUCCACCAAGUAUGUGUAGACCAGUGGCUGAUUACUAACAAGAAGUGCCCCAUUUGCAGAGUGGACAUUGAGGCUCAACUGCCUAGUGAAAGUUGACACCGCUUUCCAGAACUCUUGUCCUCCCUCUUGCUCCUUCUCACCCUUCCUAGUACUGCAGUCAACCAAAGAUGGCACGACUUACCUGGGCAGAUUUGGAAGCAAUGAACCUAGAGUGCUGGCUCUGCUAUAUGGUACAACUAAUGCUAGACCUACAGUUUAUGUAGAAGACAGUUGAGUUUCAGUGUAUUUAUAAAUGUGUUUUUUUAGGUUUUACAUUUUUCCUUUUGAUUCAUUACUGUAUUUUUGCAUGGUUCCUUGUAUUGCAUUUGUUUGCACACAUUAUGGGCUUUGUGACCCCAAACUUGCAGGCAAGAUUAGCUGCUUUAGUAGCUCUUUUUGGUUUGUUUUACAUAGUAUCGAGCUUUGAAAGUAUGAUUUCACUCAUUACUAACCUUGGAUUCCUUAAUUUAAUCACUCAUAUAUUUUAGUUUAAAUGUAUAAAGAUCAUCUAGAAAUGGAUAAUAUGUAUUGAGACAUUCCUUAAUUAGGAAAAAACAGCUGCUGUGUAUUUACAAUAUAAUUUCUGAGUCAAACAACAUCCUUAAUACUGGGAACAGAAUAUGAACUAUAUUUGGUUUGACUGAUACAUAUAGCAUACUCAUCACCAGAGUUUUUGUCUGAUCAGAUUUGUGUUCAUUUUUAAAAUUUCAGCAUAAUGCAGAUAUAUUUGAAUGUCAAUAUUAAACAUUUAGACUGCUGUUCAGAUUGUAUUUAUCAUUUUCUUCCUAUGUCUAGAAAUUUGAAUCCCUAACUUAAAUAUUUGGUGCUGUGAAACAGCUCUAGUGAACACUAAAUGUUGAUUUCGGUUAGCUGGAUUGUAGAUACUUGCAGAUAGAAAGAAUUAUUAGGGAAAUGGAAAAGAGCUUAGGAUCUGUUUGGUCUUCUGCUAACUUAAGUUGAAGUAUCUGCGCACAUUGAGGGGGUUUUUUAGUUUGUGGGGAGUUUUUGUUUAGUUGGUUUUAAAAAAAAUAUAAAACCAUUCAAUAGGACUUAGAGCUGCAAGGUUUCUGUUCUUGGAUUUUUGGUGGUUUUGUUUUGGGCUUUUUUUUUUUUUUGGCAGGUAUACAUGCAUUCAUAGAACUUCUAAGGAUUCCAGGCUUGUCUUGGGAUUUUUAUUAGUUUUAAAGUUAAUAAAGUUAGCUAAAUUCA
Molecule: messenger RNA, 4605 nt
Organism: Phalacrocorax carbo (great cormorant)
Lineage: Eukaryota; Metazoa; Chordata; Aves; Suliformes; Phalacrocoracidae
Source: RefSeq, a predicted model, not a curated record